This is a messenger RNA of Caenorhabditis elegans, 485 nucleotides long. It is a transcript of the gene F59F5.4, whose product is annotated as Nematode cuticle collagen N-terminal domain-containing protein. The record is from RefSeq and is marked reviewed. Bases 45 to 326 code for a protein of 93 amino acids. The transcript has 3 exons. Lineage: Eukaryota; Metazoa; Nematoda; Chromadorea; Rhabditida; Rhabditidae. Gene Ontology annotation, molecular function: structural constituent of cuticle.
CAGUUCAUGUUAUUGUUCUUUUCUGCCACAUUGAUUGAGAAAUAAUGCACUUUACUCGAAAAUAUGCAUACCAGACAGUUUUGGCAAUUGCAGCAACAUUAUCCAUCAUUUCUGUAAUAACAAUUUUCAUGACAUUCCCAUGUUUCUACACUUAUUUUGCAAGGGUAAAAAUGGAUUUGCAACAUGAAAUGAAGUUUUGCAAGAAAUCUGCCGAAAAAGUGUUCUACUUUGUUAAUGAAGUAGGAUACUUUGAUCGAAAAAGAGAAAUGAGUCUUGAUAUUUCACAAUGCCAAGUUAAAAAUCCAAGAAGUUUCCUGUUGGAGUGACUACAUUAUUUUGUUUUACCCAUAAUGAAUCUACCAAAUAAAAUAUGAAAUUAAAAUGUUUCGUUUAACAGCUUUUGUAGACUGUCAUUUCAAACAAGAAAUUGAUUAUCAUCAGAUUCUGAAUUAUUUCUAUUUUUCCACUUGUAAUAUAAAAGUUUU